Messenger RNA from Moesziomyces aphidis, 1542 nucleotides. Lineage: Eukaryota; Fungi; Basidiomycota; Ustilaginomycetes; Ustilaginales; Ustilaginaceae. The record is from the annotation of a GenBank genome assembly.
AUGCUGGCCAGGGAUGCCGCGUGCGGCCCAUCGGCUCCGUCGGUGUUCGGCUCGGCUGCGUCCCAAUCCCACCUCUGCUCGUCGCAAAAUGUGAUUCUGGCAAAUGGGUUCAAAGCAUCAGUCACCUUAGGGGGCGACGGUCUCGAGUCCGGUGUUGCGGCUGCGCCAUCCGUCCGUCCGUCCACCUGGGAAGCAGGCUCCAAAUCGACGCACCUCCGCAACGGGUGCCUCCCCCUCAUCCACCUGCUCUUCAAUCCCUCAUCCUCACCCCUCGCAUCUCCGCUUUUCUCUUUUCUUCUCCUUCCUCUCCUCAUCCUCAUCAUCCACUUCUGUGGCGCCAUCCCAGCAAACAAUCCUUUGCACCCCGCCACAUCAGACGAGCCCGUCAGCUCAUCACGUCCGCCCGACACCGCCUACAGCUUUCUGGGCUUCCUGCAUCUUCCACAUCGGCUUCCGCAUUACAUUGCAUCGACCAAGGUUUGGGCGCCGCUGCGCAAUGGUGUCAUUGGGCCCUUGGUCGAGACCAGCCGACUGGCUCGUCGGUGCCUGGCUGCUGCUGUCGCCGUACAACCUUCUCUUACCUUCGGGAAGCUGCCCGAGCCAGCAUGCCGAAUCCUCCACACGAUCUUGUGCGUCGUCGAUUGCUUUGCAGCUGUGCGGCUCCAACUGCAACUGUCGCCAACGCUGGCCGAGCCUCGAUCGGUAGCUUGCUCCGAUCUUCUCGGCGGUCUCAUCCAAAGAUCGAGCAGCCACAUCAUCCCGCCGCCGCUCGCUCGCAUGCCGUGUUGCCGAGCAGCAUGGCUUGGCUUGUUUGGGCACAUCGGCAUUGCAAUUUGGCUGCUACGAUCGGCCUUCGAAUUGCGAGCACAAAUGAGCUCUAAAUUGCCACUCCGGCUCCCACUCGCCGUCACGCCUCGAUCGUGCUUAUCCACACCGGAUGCCACGCUCCUGGUCGCCGUCGAUCCGGUCGCAUCAACCUCGGCUGGCUGCCUUCCAAAUUUGGCAGACUCGUACCAAGUCGUAUCUGUCUCCACAUCUUGGUUCCUUCUGUUCUCGGAAGCGCUCAUCCGCCCUCCCUUGCCACACUGGUCAAUCGGCGUGCUCGUCGGCCACCCCUCCGCUGUCUGCUUUCCACAGAUUCCGUUCCCGCCUUUGUCCUUUCCCUCCUCGCCGCCGUGGAGUUCGAUGCAAGCGCAUGAAACUGACGCCCUGCCUUCUUCCUCUUUCCAUCGCCACCCUCGCCCGACAUCCUCUCUUAACCGUCGCAUCCACGUCCGAUACCGCCUAAUCCCCUCGACAUCCAUCACAUCGUCUCCUCGCCGCUACCUACGCCCUCUUCACCGCCAUACCGCCGUUCCGACCACAGAAGGUCAGAUUGCACCUUCCGCCCCCUCACAUUUGUUACCGGCCCAAAGGCACUCCCUUUCGGCUCCUGAGAGCUUCUCAGCAGCUCGGUUCUUGCAUGCGUUUGCCAACCACUCCUUCCACUCGCUGUUGAAGGUCGUCGAGGCGCACGGCUUCACCUCCCCAUUCGUAGCGUGA